AUGACAUCUUCACUUCCUGUCGACGCUCUUUCCUCUCUUCCUCAACCGGCGGACUCGACAGAGAAGCAGCGAGAAUUCGGCUUGUGGAACAACUUCACCAUGGAUUUCGAGCCCCAGGACGUGCCGCCUAGCUAUGACUCGAUUGAUGACGACAAGACUGCUUCGGAAAUAACACUCCAAGCCUUUCAAUUGUCCUUUCGAGAAUUUACCCUACCGCCAAAAGCAAACUACCUCGUCCGCUCGAACAGCGCUCCUUCGCCCUGGGAGCUACUGGCCGGACCAGCAAUGUCCAACGUCAUCACCCCGGAAAACACAGAACCGCUUCGGAAACGCCGAUACCGAGUCGUCUACCCUCCAUCAUACGAAGAUGUCUACCUUCACAAAAGCACAUGGAGUAACAAUACCUCUACCCUCCCUCGAUAUCACGUAGAGAUCUACGGCAAAGACCGUUACGAGCCCGAACCAAUCGUCAUCCUAGGCCCCGCGGAUCAUGAGAGCACAGUGACGAAUGAAGCAAGGAAUCUGGCGGCUUGCUACGUUGAACGGGUCAUCUCUCGAAUGGAAAGCGAAAUCAGCAAGACGACAAGAUUCGCUGAUUUCUGUGAGCGCGAGUAUUUCUCCUGGGACUGGACUUGCAAGACAACGGGUGCGAAGCAGGACAUGCGGACUUUGAUCAUCAAGGCGAAGGGAGAGUGCUUGAAAUGCAUGGAAUUGCUCGCGAAAUUGGAGAAAUACCUGGAAUUUGUUGGAGAAGAAGAUGCUCGCGCAGAGAUGUGCAGCAGUCUGAAGCGCAGCAUUAGGGAGUCAAGCGCGGGACUGGCAUGGCUACGGUUAUGA
Molecule: messenger RNA, 837 nt
Organism: Lecanosticta acicola
Lineage: Eukaryota; Fungi; Ascomycota; Dothideomycetes; Mycosphaerellales; Mycosphaerellaceae
Source: the annotation of a GenBank genome assembly